Messenger RNA from Sycon ciliatum, 351 nucleotides. RefSeq lists its product as uncharacterized. Bases 1 to 351 code for a protein of 116 amino acids. The record is from RefSeq and is a predicted model, not a curated record. The transcript has a single exon. Lineage: Eukaryota; Metazoa; Porifera; Calcarea; Leucosolenida; Sycettidae.
AUGGCAAACGCCAGAAAGGCUGCUGAAGCCAUCAGGGCCCAAGAGGCCAGGGAUGAUGCCCGUCAAUCGGCGAGUAAAGCUGGAACCAGGUCCCGAUCUGAAGCAAAGCGACUGAAGCACCAUAAAAAGAACAGGGACGAUGAUGAUUCGAUUCUGGAUCCAUUGAAUCCAUUGAACCCGGCUAACCCGAUAUCGAGUGUAAUUUUUGAUAGUGGUUCAUCUUCAUCAUCGUCCUGUGGCGGCAGUAGUGGAUCAUCCUAUAGCGGUGGUUCUGAUUAUGGUGGCGGUGGCAGUUACGGUGGUGGUGGUUUCGAUUCUGGCGGCGGCGGCGGCGGCGGGGGAUGUGACUGA